Messenger RNA from Diospyros lotus (date-plum), 994 nucleotides. Its product is annotated as LOB domain-containing protein 1-like. Lineage: Eukaryota; Viridiplantae; Streptophyta; Magnoliopsida; Ericales; Ebenaceae. The transcript is spliced from 2 exons. The record is from RefSeq and is a predicted model, not a curated record. Bases 105 to 737 code for a protein of 210 amino acids.
UCUUCUUCCUUCCCCGCUCUCUCUCUCUCUCUCUCACUCGUUUCACGUUCUUCCUUCCCUUGUCUCUCUCUCUCUCUCUCUCGGCUGCUUCUUGAUUGAUCGGCAUGUCCACAUCAAGCAGCACCGUUCAUCCAUUGUCGACAUUAAUAACUCCGUCGACAUCUUCUUCAUCUUCAGCUCCGUCGACGACACCGCUGGCCGAUCCGCAAGGCGGCGGUGUUCCAAGACCGCCAGUACUGGCGGCGAUUCAAAGCCCUUGCGCGGCGUGCAAGAUCCUCCGGCGGCGUUGCGUCGACAAGUGCGUUUUGGCGCCCUACUUCCCGCCUACUGAUCCUCUCAGGUUCACCAUUGCUCACAGAGUCUUCGGCGCGAGCAACAUCAUCAAGUUUUUGCAGGAGCUGCCGGAGUCGAAGAGAGCCGACGCAGUGAGCAGCAUGGUGUACGAAGCGAAUGCGAGGAUCAGAGAUCCGGUGUACGGCUCCGCCGGCGCCAUAUGCCAUCUCCAGCAGCAAGUUAGCGAGCUUCAAGCGGAGUUGGCCAGGACACAAGCCGAACUUGCUAACAUGCAAUGGCAGCAUGCUAAUUUGCUCGCUUUUAUUUGCAGCGGCAACUCUCCAGUAUCGGAUGAUCAAGAACAAGCCUACUACGAACAGCCGGCUGGCAGUGGCUGUGAUGUUGCAGGCUUCUCCUUUGAUGAUACCAGUUUUGCCCAGGCUUGGGAACCUCUUUGGACAUGAGCCGGCUCAUGAUCUUACACAAAAUUCACAACUCUACGAAUCUUUUUAAACCUCAUGAAUUACUCGGAAGAACUGUAAUAAUUAAUUGAAGAGAUAAAUUUCAUCGAUGCUUGCUUGCAGACCUUUGCCUACCUUGUAAUCUUUAAAUUAAGAACAAGAGAAAAAGAAUCAUAUGUUCGCCAAAAUAUAUACAUAUGUAUAAUCCCAUAAGUUAGUUUGGUUGGUGUAAAAGUAUAAAUCACAAGAGUUAGUACACG